Racocetra persica is the source of this 383-nucleotide messenger RNA. NCBI's taxonomy places the organism in Eukaryota, Fungi, Glomeromycota, Glomeromycetes, Diversisporales, Gigasporaceae. The record is from the annotation of a GenBank genome assembly.
AAUCUAAUAGUAAUUUUACUAGUUGCUCUAAUUUUAUCAAUCCGACUAAAUAUAAUGGUUCUUUAUAUCCUCCGUUUACUUCGCCUUACGUUGGAACAUUUAUACCAAAUUAUAUUUUGACUCCUGGUGAUUUCCCUCUGAUUACGCUUUAUAUUUUUAUCACCGACCCUGGAUAUAAUUCUUCCAACCAAACAUCCUUGAUAAUGGAAGCCUAUGAUGCAGGCAAGAUUCUUAUAAAAUCAACAGCAUAUUUGAGUUCUAAAACGAUAAUAAUACGAAAUUACUUGUGUGAUUUAGAAUAUGAUCUACAUAUAAAUUUUAAUUAUCCACUAACCGCAUUUGAAACAUCACCUAUUUCGAGUGCAUUUGUUAUCGCAACCUAA